UCGUAGCCCUGUCGGCGAGUGCGCAGAGAACUGGAAAUCCCUCUGCAGAUUCCGUAUGAGAUUAUGUACCCGGGGAUAGUUUCUUGGGAAAAGUUCUCGGAUGCUUCGGUUCAGGGUCGGCUUUACGUGGGGCAUCAUCUCUCUCUUCAUUUUCUCGAACCAGUUCCAAUUCCGACUACCUUCCCCCUUUUUAGUCAUCACCCAACCAUCCAUAUUCCGUUGGCUGCAAAAGAAUCCGAGGCUUUUGGGCAGAUCACCUCUUCUCCAAUUUCUGAUAUUUUUAGUGAAGAUUAUGUCUGUUGGAAUGGGACGGAUGAAGGGAAUUCUUCUGUUGUUGGUUUGCGCUGCCAGUCUUCGGCCUGCUUUCGCAAGCACUAAUCCAUCAGAUGUUGCUGCUCUCCGAUCUCUUGCGAAUCAAUGGAAGAACACACCACCAAACUGGGGGCAGUCAGAUGAUCCCUGUGGUACACCUUGGGAAGGAGUAACUUGCAACAAUUCGAGGGUGACUGUCCUGAAGCUAUUCAGCAUGGGGCUUGAAGGUACAUUAAGCAGUGAUAUACAAAACCUCACGCAAUUGCAAAUUCUGGACCUCUCUUACAACCGAAAACUUGGUGGUACACUCCCACGAGCUAUCGGAAAUUUGACGCAGCUGACUAGCUUGAUCUUGGUCCAUUGCAGCUUCAACGGUAGCAUCCCAGAAGAAUUAGGCAACCUAUCAGAGCUCACAUUCUUGGCUCUGAACUUAAACGAGUUCACCGGCGAGAUACCUGCCUCCCUGGGGAGGCUCUCCAAGCUCAACUAUCUGGACCUGGCAGAGAAUCAUUUAGUAGGAUCUCUUCCAGUAGGCUUGAAUCAGCUUCUCAACGCACAGCACUUCCAUUUCAACGGGAAUAAUUUGUCAGGUGAAAUCCCCAAAAAUCUUUUCAACUCCAAUAUGAGUUUAAUACAUAUACUGUUUAAUAGUAAUCAAUUGAAAGGGACAAUUCCAGAGUCCAUAGGAUUGGUGCACACGCUUAAUGCUCUUCGUCUCGAUAAGAACGGUCUGAGCGGCCAAGUUCCUUCCAACAUUACCAAUCUUAAAAACCUCAACUUACUGAAUUUAGCAAAUAAUGAUCUAAGUGGACAAAUGCCGAAUCUAACUGGGAUGGAUGCUCUCAACUAUGUGGAUUUAAGCAACAACUCGUUUGUUCCUUCAGAAGCUCCAGCAUGGUUCUCAAGUUUAGAAAAUCUCACAACUCUUGUUGUAGAAUCCGGUAGGCUUCAAGGGCGAGUGCCGCAGGAGCUAUUCAGCUUUCCUCGUCUACAGGAAGUAACACUGAAAAACAAUAGUUUUAAUGGUACCCUCGACUUGGGCAACAACAUCAGCAAGAACCUACAGGUGGUGGAUUUCCAAAAUAACGAUCUUGCCUCUGUCACACUGUCUUACAACUAUAAUCAGAGUCUUAUACUUGUAGGAAAUCCUGUGUGCCGCAAUGUUGAGCUUGCAGUCACAACCUACUGCCGACCUGUGCAACUUCAGGAGAAGGGGAAAAAUGUCUCCAAUCAAGUCGAUUGCUCCCAGCCAUAUGAAGGAAAUAUGGUUUUCAGAGCACCUUACUUUCAUGACAUGGAAGGCUAUAAAAAAUUACUGGAGAACAGCUUAUCAGACCGACUUAACAGUAUUUCUGCUGCAGUUAAUUUCACUCUUCAGAAUUCCUUUGAUAAUGGAAAUGGUUAUCUGCUGGUGCAGCUGAAAGUUUGCCCUUUAAGUGGAACGUACUUUAACAGGACAGAGAUAUUGCUUUGGCUUGAUCUAAGCAGCGAAUCUUAUAGCACCCCUGAAAUAUAUGGACCAUUCUAUUUCAAUGCCGAUCCAUACCAAUUCGAAACCAGAGGAAACCCACUGAACAGCGGCUUGAUCAUUGGAGCGACAGUUGGCUGUGUCCUCAUGAUCCUUGGACUUGUCAUGGUGGGGAUCUAUGCCUUGCGACAAAGGAAGCAAGCUCAAAGAGCCAUUGCUCUAACCAAUCCUUUUGCAUCAUGGGUAUCCACUGGUGAAGAUGAUGGAGGUGCACCGCAGCUAAAGGGAGCAAAAUGCUUUAGUUUUGAUGAACUCCGGAAGUACACUAAUAAUUUCCUGGAAAUUAAUGCUAUUGGUUCAGGAGGCUAUGGCAAGGUCUACAGAGGAAUGCUUCCAGAUGGGCAGAUUGUUGCAAUCAAGAGAUCGAAACAAGGUUCCACACAAGGAGGAAUGGAGUUCAAGAAUGAGAUAGAGUUGCUCUCCAGGGUUCAUCACAAAAACCUAGUAGGACUUGUUGGCUUUUGCUUCGAGAAAGGGGAGAAGAUGCUGGUAUAUGAAUAUAUCUCUAACGGAUCACUAAUGGAGAGCUUGUCUGGAAAGAGUGGCAUACAAUUGGACUGGAAGAGGAGGCUUAGGAUUGCUUUUGAUUCAGCUAGAGGAUUAGCUUAUCUUCACGAACUUGCUAAUCCGCCAAUAAUACACAGAGAUGUGAAGUCGGCCAAUAUUCUUUUGGAUGAAAAUUUAACAGCAAAGGUUGCAGACUUUGGUCUUUCAAAGUGGGUAUCAGACAGUGAACAAGGUUAUGUUUCUACUCAUGUUAAGGGAACACUAGGUUAUCUGGAUCCCGAGUAUUACAUGACACACCAGCUGACUGGAAAGAGUGAUGUUUACAGUUUCGGUGUGGUAAUGCUGGAGCUAAUAUCUGCUCGGCCGCCAAUACAUAAUGGCAAGUAUGUUGUUCGAGAGGUGAAGAUGGCAAUCGAUAAGAAUGACAAAGAGUACUAUGGUCUGAAGGAGAUAAUGGAUCCUGUCAUCCGAAAUACAGGUUAUCUGGCUGGUUUUCAGAGGUUUGUAGAUUUGGCCUUGCAAUGCCUUCAAGAUGAAGCUGUACGUCGUCCGACAAUGAGUGAUGUUGCGAAGGAAAUCGAGACAAUUCUGCGUAAUGAUGGACUGAUGACCACCUCAACUUCAGCAUCUUCGUCUGCAAUUGACUUGGGAAAUUCCAAUGGCGCUUUUCAAUUUUUCUGGGGCGAUCUGCUUCCUAGAAAGGAUACAAGCAGCAGUAUAAGUGGCAAUGCUUUUGAAUACAGCGGUGGAUACUCGCUCUCAGAAAGGCCUCAACCCAAGUAGCUUUUAUAAUUUCUUCCACAACAAACAUUCCAAGGCUAAGGGAGUUGAUUAAAAAAAUAAAAAAAAAAAAUGAAAGACAAUAUGCUUUUGGUGACUCAAUCUCUAAGUGAGAAUUGAGAAUGUAUAUCAUUAUAUUUAUAAUAAUGAUACAUGAUUGUAUAUAUCAUCAA
This is a messenger RNA of Phoenix dactylifera (date palm), 3300 nucleotides long. RefSeq names its product leucine-rich repeat receptor protein kinase HPCA1-like. Gene Ontology annotation, molecular function: protein kinase activity; ATP binding; protein binding. The record is from RefSeq and is a predicted model, not a curated record. Lineage: Eukaryota; Viridiplantae; Streptophyta; Magnoliopsida; Arecales; Arecaceae. Gene Ontology annotation, biological process: protein phosphorylation.